AUGACGGCCUGCGAUAUCAGGUACUGUACAGAAGACGCAUUCUUCUCGGUGAAGGAGGUUGAUUUGGCGAUCACGGCUGAUCUCGGGACGUUUCAGAGGCUGCCGGGAAUCGUCGAAUAUGGAAACACGGUUGAGUUGGUCUUUACCGGUCGGAGGUUUUCUACAUUGGAGGCGAAGAGCAUGGGUUGGCGAAUUCAGAUCUGGCACGUCAACCCUCUACAUAUUCGUGAACUGUUCCUGAACGGAAGUAGCAGUGGCGAGGGUCAAGCAAAUGGUACUGCAGGGAUGUCUUCUUUGGCUGCACAGGGGAGCUUUACAUUGCCGAAGAGUAACAAGCCAAUCGAUGAGGUGUGGAAGGAGAUCACUGCUAGUGUCUCUGCUCAGUAG
This is a messenger RNA of Nelumbo nucifera (sacred lotus), 387 nucleotides long. RefSeq lists its product as uncharacterized. The record is from RefSeq and is a predicted model, not a curated record. Gene Ontology annotation, molecular function: isomerase activity. NCBI's taxonomy places the organism in Eukaryota, Viridiplantae, Streptophyta, Magnoliopsida, Proteales, Nelumbonaceae.